This is a messenger RNA of Microdochium trichocladiopsis, 920 nucleotides long. RefSeq lists its product as uncharacterized. Bases 145 to 855 code for a protein of 236 amino acids. The transcript has a single exon. The record is from RefSeq and is a predicted model, not a curated record. NCBI's taxonomy places the organism in Eukaryota, Fungi, Ascomycota, Sordariomycetes, Xylariales, Microdochiaceae.
CUUGUGGUCGAAAUCUUCGAGCAGAAGAGCAGCCCUCCAUCCAGAUCAGACACUUUGCGCGACCUGCUGUCACAGGAUUCUCACUUCGUCGACAGCGUCGUGGAUGUGGUACAAAGUUAUCCGCGCACCAAUCGAGCUAUCCGAAUGCUUCAUUACAUCUUCCGUUCUGGCACGUCGCCUUAUCAUGUCAUCAAUCCGGAGAACUUUCCCAAUCUUCAGGCUACAGAAAUAUGGAGUUUGCUUCUGUACAGGCUUGUUCACAACCCUUUUGAGUGGUGGGGUCAAGACUGCAUUACGUAUGCCCAUAGAAUCGUCAAUGCCUGCCUCCGCUAUGGGCUUGAAGACGACGUCAUGAUGCGCCUGGACGCCUGCUGCCGGAUCACCUACUCUAAUGAGCCAAUCCUAGCAGUCAGAAUAUCUCUGACCCGCGCUAAUGGUCACGCUCUAGUGCAGGGCUACAAGCAGCACGAAUGGCUACCACUUCAGAGCAGAAUUGUGCAGGACUUGAGGCGGCUCAAUGGCGAAGCCUCGAUGAGACAGGUACUCUCACCGGGCUUUUGGAGAAACCUCGACGAGGCCGGCGGGAUGACGGGCCGGUCUCAACCAGACCACAGUAACACGCCCGGCACCAGUACCACUCCUAGCAGGACAGACGACGAGCUGGCAGGAAUCCCACUUGAUUACGGUCUGGGCUCUCUCUCGCAGCGAAGCGAGUGGAACUGGCGGGAAUUCCCGAAUCGCUUUGUGGACCUGAGGCUGAUCCCACAACGAGGCGUCCCCUGCAUGGACCAUACGAAUGCCUGCUACGAUAGCUUUGAGCAGAAUGCAUACGUAGCGCAACGGAGACUUAGCUAAGGCCUGGUGUCACUGGCCAAGAUAGAUGCAACAUGGAGGCACGUUUGAAUCUGAAGGACAGAUUU